Gloeophyllum trabeum ATCC 11539 is the source of this 819-nucleotide messenger RNA. RefSeq names its product fungal hydrophobin. Gene Ontology annotation, cellular component: fungal-type cell wall. Lineage: Eukaryota; Fungi; Basidiomycota; Agaricomycetes; Gloeophyllales; Gloeophyllaceae. The transcript is spliced from 4 exons. Gene Ontology annotation, molecular function: structural constituent of cell wall. The record is from RefSeq and is a predicted model, not a curated record. The coding region runs from base 129 to 572 and encodes 147 amino acids.
CGCCGUGGCCGCAGCAUGGGGCCAUCUGCUGCUCUCCCGUUCCCUGCUCAGCGCACCGGCCCACGUUCGUUCCCCCCGCCGCUCUUUUCGACAGAACCGGUCUGCCCUAGUCUGAAACUGAACACGAGAUGAAGUUCACCUCCGUCGCUGCUGUCCUCGCCGCGUGCGUCCUGUCCGCCAGCGCCGUCGCGACCCCGACGAACGCCGAGCGCAUGAAGCGCGGCCUCCCGCCCGCCGCGCCCAAGCGGCGCUUCAGCGCGUCCCACGUCCAGCAAGCCAAGCGCACCGCGCCGAGCGCCACACCGCCGCCCAACGGCGGCGGCGACAUGAGCGGGAGCUGCAACACGGGCCCCGUGCAGUGCUGCAACCAGGUGCAGCAGGGCAAGAGCGUGACGAGCAUACUCGGGUUGCUGGGCGUCGUCCUGGACGACCUCGAGGCGCUCGUCGGUAUCGACUGCUCGCCGAUCGACGUCCUUGGGCUCGGCGGAAACUCUUGCUCGGCGCACCCCGUGUGCUGCGAGAAUAACAGCAACUCGCUCAUCUCGGUUGGGUGUAUCCCCAUCACGCUCUAAGCCCGCCCGCUACCCCGAAGCGAAUAACAUUUACUCGCCUCAGCCAAGCCCCGCUCUUCUUUCGUUUCUUCUCCUCUUUCCUUCGUUCCUCGUCGGACGCUCUCGCUAGUUUAGGAUAACGCUGUGUCGCGUGUUGAUUGCAUAGUACAUCUACGUAUUGCUACGUGCAUGCGGGAUAGUAGUAGUAUGGCCAUGCGGAUCCGCUGGACUUAAUGAUACCAAAAUUCACUCGCUGAUCAUGCAAGUC